This is a messenger RNA of Bipolaris oryzae ATCC 44560, 1629 nucleotides long. RefSeq lists its product as uncharacterized. Gene Ontology annotation, cellular component: membrane. Gene Ontology annotation, molecular function: sulfate transmembrane transporter activity. Bases 1 to 1629 code for a protein of 542 amino acids. The record is from RefSeq and is a predicted model, not a curated record. The transcript has 3 exons. Lineage: Eukaryota; Fungi; Ascomycota; Dothideomycetes; Pleosporales; Pleosporaceae. Gene Ontology annotation, biological process: transmembrane transport.
AUGGCGACUUCAAAACCGCUGAAUAGCCUAACCGUAGGCGACAAAGCCAACUCUGCUUUAGCAACAACCAUUAGCAGCAAGGAGAUAGGAAAUCGCAGAGAACGCGGAAAAGAAAAGCACGGCUCAACAUUUGUGUCAGAAGGUCUUGCGAGAGACCACUACAAGCCCAUUACGACUUACGAGGGCAUUCAUCGAUACGAUCCAGACUUUGAAUGGGAGCCUGCAGAGGAGAAGCGUAUCGUACGAAAGAUUGACAUGCGCAUAUGCUCCUGGGUCUGCCUCAUGUUCUUCGCCCUCCAGCUCGACCGCGGCAACAUAUCGCAAGCCCUCAGUGACAACAUGCUCGGGGACCUGGGCCUCAACACCAACGAAUUCAACAACGGCCAAACGAUUUUCUACAUUUGCUUCCUAUUCGCUGAACUACCUUCCCAACUUAUCAGUAAGAAACUUGGGCCCGAUAACUGGAUUCCAAUUCAGAUCAUAUUGUGGAGUUUGGUGGGGAGCCUGCAGGCGUUUCUGAGCGGAAAGAAAUCAUUUUAUGCGUGUAGAGGCAUACUCGGAAUGCUAGAAGGUGGUUUUAUCCCCGAUAGUAUUCUCCACAUGAGUUAUUUUUACACGGGGCUCGAGUUGCCGGGUCGCAUGAGCGUGUGGGGUGCAGUUCCCUUUGCGACCAAUAUCGUCGCUGCCUUUCUCGCAUUCGGGAUUUUGCGACUGAGAGGCCACAAUGGGAUGGAAGGGUGGCGGUACCUCUUUGCUAUCGAGGGUCUGAUCACGGGUUGCAUUGGGAUAGCGUCGUGGUUCUAUCUUCCUGCGAGUCCGACGCAGACGGCGACGAAGUUCUGGAACCCGUUUCGUGGGGAGAAAGGCUGGUUUAGUGAGAGGGAGGAGAAAAUUAUGGUGAAUAGGAUUUUGAGGGAUGAUCCGAGUAAAGGGGAUAUGCAUAAUCGGCAGGGAUUGAGCAUAGGGAUGUUGUGGGAGUGUGUGAAGGAUUACCAUAUGUUGCCUAUCUAUUUGAUUGGCAUAUCGUGGUUCAUUCCGAGUCAGCCUUCGAAUGCGUACAUUACGCUUCAGCUUCGGUCACUGGGAUUUACUACGUUUGAGACGAAUUUGCUGACGCGUUCGUCCUGGACAUGGGUGUCUGAAUGCACUAACCAACGUUUUCUCGUCGCUCUCGUAUCGCAAGUCUGGUGCUUGCCGCUUCUCAUUGCUCUCGAGGUCUUACCCGCGAAUGUAUCGCACUGGUCGCGUUGGGUCCUAUGUACCUUGCUCGUCGGGAGCCCGUUCAUUCAUCCCAUCUUCAUGGCCAUCACAUCGCGCAACGCCGGCACAGUGCGUACCCGAACGGUCGCUUCGGCGCUGUACAAUAUGACGUUUCAAGCCAGCACAAUCAUCUCACAGAACGUGUACCGCCAGCAUGAUAAACCGCUGUAUCGCAGGGCAAAUAAGAUUUUGAUCGCGAUUUGCGUGUACAAUUUGUUGCUUUUUGUGGGGGCGAAGCGGUAUUAUGUUGUUGUUAAUAGGAGAAGAGCUCGUGUUUGGGAUGGCAUGACGAAGGAAGAGAAGGAGACCUAUUUGCAAACUACGACGGACAGAGGGAAUAGGCGGUUGGAAUUCCAAUUUGCGCAUUGA